This is a messenger RNA of Astrephomene gubernaculifera, 393 nucleotides long. The record is from the annotation of a GenBank genome assembly. Lineage: Eukaryota; Viridiplantae; Chlorophyta; Chlorophyceae; Chlamydomonadales; Astrephomenaceae.
CGGAAGGCAGGCCGCACCUCCGCCAGCGCCUUCGUAGAGGAGCUGGUGGACUCGCUGCCCGCGUUCCGGGAUGCCGUACUGUACGACGGCCGCACACUCACCUUGCACCGUAAGGCCCAGAACCUGGCGGCAGAUCUGGCCACCCUGUACGGCAGUCGGGACGAGCGCUUCGCCUUCCCUGACGUGGACCAACUGGCAGCGGACUCGGGCCCCACCACCAUAGCGGUGUUGCGCGCCAAGGGCGUGCUGCGGCUGUCGGGCGAGCUGGCAGCGGCGGUGGACGGAGGCGAGGAGCUGCCGGCGGGGCCGCAUGAGCGGGCGCUGCGGGCGGCGGCGGUGACCGCAUGCGACAGGAUCGUGGCCGCGGCCAGGAAGGCGGAGAGCCAGGCGGAG